This is a messenger RNA of Vespula pensylvanica (western yellowjacket), 429 nucleotides long. Its product is annotated as estradiol 17-beta-dehydrogenase 11-like. The transcript has 3 exons. Gene Ontology annotation, cellular component: lipid droplet. Lineage: Eukaryota; Metazoa; Arthropoda; Insecta; Hymenoptera; Vespidae. The record is from RefSeq and is a predicted model, not a curated record. Gene Ontology annotation, molecular function: oxidoreductase activity, acting on the CH-OH group of donors, NAD or NADP as acceptor. The coding region runs from base 1 to 429 and encodes 142 amino acids.
AUGAAUAAUCGAGAAUGGAAGAUUAAGAAUAUUUUUCAAUCCCUCACUUUUCCACGAGUUAUCUUAGACUUGAUCGUUUUGUCGAUGAAAAUAACUCUGGCAAUGAUUGUUGCAUCGUUCAAAGUCGUUAUACCUACCACUAUGAAGAGUUUAAUCGGAGAGACAGUUUUAAUUACCGGUGCUGGCCGUGGUAUUGGUCGAGAGCUAGCAAUUCAAUUAGGUUUAAUGGGUUGCAUAGUAAUUUGUUGGGACGUAGAUAUAAAUGCCAAUCGAUCGACGAUAUCUGCUGUAUCAAAAAAUGGUGGAGAGGUUAUAAUAUUUUCAAAAGUUCUUGAAACACAAUUGAAGAUAUCGAAUACAAAGAAAUUGUUUAGGUCUACGGUUUCGUUGUUGACGUUUCGAAGAGAUCGGAAGUAUGUGAAACGAUAA